This is a messenger RNA of Bombyx mori (domestic silkworm), 5757 nucleotides long. Its product is annotated as ATP-binding cassette transporter subfamily G member Bm3. Gene Ontology annotation, biological process: transmembrane transport. Gene Ontology annotation, cellular component: membrane. The record is from RefSeq and is a predicted model, not a curated record. Bases 96 to 2003 code for a protein of 635 amino acids. Gene Ontology annotation, molecular function: ATP hydrolysis activity; ABC-type transporter activity; ATP binding. The transcript has 11 exons. Lineage: Eukaryota; Metazoa; Arthropoda; Insecta; Lepidoptera; Bombycidae.
CAGUCAGUGCUGAGACGUGAUCAAAGGCGCGCGCACACAGCCGCGCGACGCAUUCGCCAACACUGCGUACGCGCUUACAAACGAUAUUAGUUAAAAUGAUGCUCGCCGGAGCGCAAAUCGUUGAAGACAGUGUGUCGUACAGGCCAGAAAAUGCAUCGGUUUCGAUAGGGGCCAACCCCGAGCCGCAGCUGACGACGCAAGGGUUCUCCAAGAUGCCCACAAGGGAUCCCGUGGACAUACAGUUCACUAACAUCACAUGCACUGUACAUCUGGGAUUCAACAAAGGCUCGAAGCAAAUUCUGCAUGGUGUGAACGGACGACUCCGGCCUAAGCAACUGGUUGCGAUCAUGGGUCCCUCCGGUGCUGGUAAAUCGACACUUCUGGAUGUUCUAUCCGGAUAUCGUAUCACGGGCGUCGGCGGUGUUGUCCACGUGAACGGAAGAGGCAGGAACAUGAAAAGAUUCAAGAAGAUGUCGUGUUACAUACAGCAAGACGACCGCCUGCAGGGACUACUGACUGUCUCAGAGAACAUGGUAUUGGCUUCCGAUCUUAAGCUCUCCAUCAAAAUGGACAAAUACGAAAAAGGAGAAGUGAUCGAAGACAUAUUAACUGCACUGGGUCUGUACGAGCAUAUGAGCACGCGUGCGUCCCGCCUCUCGGGUGGACAGAAGAAGAGGCUCUCCAUCGCUCUGGAGCUGAUCAACAAUCCCCUCGUUAUGUUCCUCGACGAACCAACAACUGGUCUGGACAGCUCCUCGUGUAGUCAAGUAGUCAAGCUCUGCAGGGAUCUGGCGCAGCAGGGUCGUACCAUAGUCUGUACGGUACAUCAACCCUCAGCGUCACUGUUUGCCCUAUUCGAUCAAGUAUACGUUUUAGCUGCAGGAAAUUGCCUCUACCAGGGCACCACAAAGAACUUAGUACCAUACUUGGAGGGGGCCGGAGUACCGUGCCCUAUAUACCACAAUCCAGCUGAUUACAUUAUCGAAUUGGCUUGCGGAGAAUACGGUGAAGACAAGAUCCAAAUCCUAACGACAAAAGCUGAAAACGGACGAGCACUUUCCUGGUUCGACGAUCCUGACUCCAUGCCCACUAUGGAAGUCUUAAGAAAGCAGUGUCCUCUUAGCGUCUUAAAGGAGCAAGACCCUAGUACUGGCAACGAAGAAACUCCUAGAUCCAAUCAAAGAAAAGUACUUAUUAAAAGAGGAUUCUUAAAAGCAAAACGCGACUCCACAAUGACCCAUCUCCGGCUAAUAGUGAACGUGUUAGUGGGAGUUAUGUUGGGGAGUUUAUUUAUCAAGGCCGGUAACGAAGGCUCCAGAGUCUUGGAGAACUACAAUCUGCUGUUUGCGAUACUAAUGCACCACAUGAUGUCGCCAAUGAUGCUUACCAUACUCACUUUUCCGUCGGAAAUGUCCAUAUUAUCAAAGGAGCACUUCAAUAGAUGGUACUCGUUGGGUUCCUAUUACAUCUCUAUUACAAUUGUCGAUUUACCUAUUACGAUAGUAUCUUGUGCGGUGUUCAGUGCGAUAGUGUACACUAUGUCUGGUCAGCCGAUGGCGAUCUCUCGGUUCGGGAUGUUCUUCGCGAUCUCCCUAUACACGGUACUAGUGGCGCAGAGUUUCGGCCUCAUGAUCGGAGCCGUCUUCAACGUUGUUAACGGUACUUUCCUUGGCCCUACUUUGUCGGUACCGAUGAUGAUGUUCGCGGGUUUCGGAGUGACUCUACGCGACCUCCCGCCGUACUUGUACUGGGGGUCAUACGUCUCGUACUUGCGGUACGGAUUGGAAGGAUUCGUGGGCGCCAUAUACGGGUUGGAAAGACCGAAACUGGACUGCAAUGAAGCACCUAUAUGCCUUUAUAAAUACCCAAGACAGUUCCUCUCUGAAGUAGCUAUGUCUCCGGACAGAUUCUGGUGGGACGUUCUAGCGCUCACGAUCUUCGUCUUCGUGUUAAGGAUUGCAGCUUUCUUCCUCCUAAAAUGGAAGUUAAACGCUGUCCGAUAAAGACAUCUAAUUUGCUCAAGCCAUUUAUAUAUACUUAGAAUUAUAGUAGGUAGAUUAAUAAUGUGUUUUUUUUUUUGGCGAAAAUCGUAUUUUAAACGGGAAUUUAAGUUUACUACGGUUGGUGACAAAAACAAAAUUAAUGUUAAAUGUAAAAAAAAUUAAUGUUAAAUUCAUAAAGAAAAUUUUAAGUAAGUAGGUAUUAAAUUAAUUAUUGCAACGGUUUCUAGGUUUUCUUACUUGUACGAACUUGUACAAAGUAAAUUAUAUUUUAGUGAUUUCUGUUUUUCUAACCGUAUUUUGAGGGUAGGUAUUUUAAUUUUGUUGACCUGAUUUUUUAUCUGGUCUGUGGUUGAACUAGAUAAAAUUAAAUUAAAAUGAGUGCCAUUUUACUGAGUCAUUUUUAUUAUAUGUAUAAAAUAUUAAAUACAAGGUGUUAUUAUAUCAAAUAUAAGUUAUCAUUUAAUAGUAAUCGGAUUGAUGGUUGAUUAUAGCUAUAUGAAAGAAAUAUUAACAAGGAAACGAUAAGAAAACGCAGCGAAAAGAAUAUUUGAGUCGUCUAUUAUCAAAGGUGGCAAUCUGUGCAUUUGGACAAAAAAAAAUUAUUGAUAUGUCAAUACAGAUUGAUUUGAAUAUAAUCGUCUCCUUCAAAGAAUACGGUUCAAAACCUGCACUAAAUAAAGGUUAAUAGUUAACCUGUUAUUUAUCUAAGAUGUCGUUCCGAAGAGUUUUGUGACUGCCAAUGGAAUACAAAGUCAAUAAUUCGUUUUUCUGAUUUACCAAUCAUUGUCCAAAAGUCAGAUUGCCGGCUUUGAUAAUAGUCGACUCAUUCGGAUGUUUUAAUUUCUAAGAAAACUCCAAAUUUGAAAGACAGUUGGAGCUUCAUAUUCAAUUUUAUAAUCCCCGAACGUAAUGUAUGUAACCAAAGAAGACAAUUUUCAUUUCGUCUAAAAACCGAUUGGCCUUUAUUAUGUUUUUUUGUAUUAGAGUGUAAUUAGUUUUAACAUAUCUUCUACAAAUAUACCAUAUUUUCUAAAAAUAUAAUAAUGCUGGUUUUGUACUUGAAGCUUAAAUAGUGUAUCACCUAUGACUUCAAGAGCUUGACAUAAAUUAUAGACAUCGAUGCGAUGAGUUCUGAUGAAAUGUCAUAAUAAUAUUUUUUAUCUAUGACCGUUCCCGGCAUUUUUAGGUUCGUUAAGUUUUAAAUAAAAUUUUAAAAUGUUGAAAUUAUAAAAAAAGAAAUACAAACGCCCAUCUUGCCUUAUUAUUUAGGUUAAGUUAGUAUUUUGUUUAUCCCGUCUACAUUUUCAGAUCACUUUAAUAUAUAAUAAAUAAAUAAUAAAUAUUUAAUAACAAUCACGCCACGUUAACUGGUCCUGUGAUAAGUUCGUAAAGAACUUGUGUUACAGGUACCAGAUAACGGAAAUAAAUGUAAGAUUUUUAUUAUACACGUACAUAUAUUUUAAUAUUUAAUAUACAUCCAUAACCCUGGAAAAGAGAUUUAUAUUUAUCAUACAAAUAUCUUCCCUUGGCGGGAUUCGCGACCCCCUUGUGUAGUGACCAUGUCACUUACCACUACACCAGACGGCCGUUAUAUAUAACAAUUGAAGACAUAUUUAUUGAAUGUAAUAGUGUUGUACGCAUUGCAUCAGAAGCUAAACGUUUAUUUGUUAGCAGCGCCCUACUCCCGACAGAUUAGAUCCUUGACAGAUUAUGGGCUUACAGAUUUAAUAGUUGGCUUAGAUUCAUUUAGACUAAUUUAGAGGAACUACAUUACUUGCUGCUGUAGACCAAGCAUUUUCAAUAAUAUGGAAUGAAUGCCUAAGGUCAUAUUUAUAAUGUAAUGUUUAUCGAAAAGAUAAAUGGAUAUUAGUUAAAACUUAAUUUAUGCCUGUCGAUCGUCUAUGAUGGGGCAAAUUGGGGAAAUUUUAACUUUAUCGGACUGUUAACGACCGUUUUAACUCUUUUUUGAAACGAUCAUGACUAACGCUUCGUAGCGAUCUUCUUUUAAUUACUUCCCAUAAUUAAUUAUGAAAAAUAUUAAUAGAAUUAAAAUAAAAACACAUUCGAUUCUUGAUUGAAAUGAAUUUAUGAAAUUCUUUUUAAUUAUCUGUAGCUUAUUUGGUAGAAUUCCCAGUGUCGUAUGAGGAGCGGUUUCUUGAAACUCAAGUUAACAACCAAUUUCAAGUAAAGAACAUAUCGACGCUUGAAAGGCAAACAUGACUAAGCGACAAUAACUACUUUGUACACAAAUGAUAGGCAAUAACCAUAUUCGAUGCGCACAAAAAUUAUAUUUCUAGGUCUAUUAAAAUCAUUUCAAUCCUACAGCUAGAUUCGUUAAAAUAUAAUUUUUUUCAGGUUUUUCAACUUUAAAUUACUCUACUGUAAAGUUCACGCAUUGUCGCUUAGUCACGUCUGCCUUUCAAGCGUCGAUUCGUAUUGUUUAAGUAUGAAAUUUAUUUAAGUGUGAAUUAAGAAAUCAUCGAGUUAUGCUUAUAUGCCGGUGUUCAAAUCCCGCAGGCUGGAACCAGUGUGCUUAGGGCGAGUUUUUUAACGUUCUCGACAGCGUAAAAAUUAACUCAAAUACGUAUGGAGUUGGAAAGGCGAUGAAAGGAGUUGAAAGGCGAUUGCAUGCAGCAGAGAUGCGAAUGUUGCGAUGGAUGUGUGGAGUAACGAGAAUGGAUAGAAUACGGAAUGAGUAUGUUAGAGGAAGUCUAAAAGUGGCACCUGUGACAUAGAAACUGAGGAGUGCGCGUUUGGGAUGGUAUGGACAUGUGAUGAGACGAAAUGAAAAUGAGGUUGUUAAGAGAGUGUUAACUAUGAAUGUGGAAGGAUUUAGAGGAAGAGGUAGACCUAAGAAGAAAUGGAUGGAUUGUGUGAAAGACGAUAUGGGUAGGAGGGGAGUGAGCGAAGAAAUGGUAUAUGAUAGAAGAGUAUGGAAGGAGCAAACAUGUUGCGCCGACCCCAGGUGACUGUGGGAAGGGCAGGAUAAUGAUGAUGACGUAUGGAGUUGGAACAACGCCCCUAGCGGCAAACAUACGGUACUAAGCACACAGAGAGUGUUACCGAUGUUACCGCGUUGAUUUACCACUACAAAUGUGGAAUGAAAAUGAUAACUAUUUUCAUUAUCAUCCGUGGUAGGAGAGCUAGCUAACAAAGCUAUUAAUAUGUAAGAGUUGAUAAGUUGAGCUUUUCAUAUAAGUUUGACGACCGUGUACCUACAUACGUUGUAGGAAGGAAGUGUACACAAAUACUUGUGUUAACAGUUAGCUAGUUUUUAAGAUGGUUUAGUUGGUCACUUUAUUUAUUUUACGUUAAUAGCACAUAUAGUACUAGACCAGUAGGAUAUUUUUUUAAGUCAUUGUUAAAUUGCAAAGUGCUUGCAGGAGCCAUUAGAAUAUAAUAUAACAUAUUAACUGUUAAUGCGAUAAUCUUUCAAUUAUUUAAGAUUGUAAACAUUAUUUUUCUUCAUUUAUUUUUCCAUUCGCCUCCGUAAAAAUAAUUAGGAUUGGACGAAAUUUUGGGUAUUAGACUAAUUUUGAUUGUAUUUUUAAAGAUUAUAUACAUACUAUCAUCUUAAAUUAAUUAUCAUGAAUUAACUAUCAUAUUAAAAAUAAAGACGUUAAACUUAAAAAAAAUAGGUAGCAUAGAUUUAUAUAAUUAGUAAUGGUGAUAUUUAAAAAAAAAACUUGUAUAUAUGUAUACGGAAAAUUUAAAAACGACAAAAUAAAAAUUUAUAUUUUUUUACAAAAAAAAA